This is a messenger RNA of Photinus pyralis (common eastern firefly), 1819 nucleotides long. RefSeq names its product homeobox protein Mohawk. Gene Ontology annotation, cellular component: nucleus. The transcript has 4 exons. Gene Ontology annotation, biological process: regulation of transcription by RNA polymerase II; muscle organ development; cell development. The record is from RefSeq and is a predicted model, not a curated record. NCBI's taxonomy places the organism in Eukaryota, Metazoa, Arthropoda, Insecta, Coleoptera, Lampyridae. Bases 343 to 1212 code for a protein of 289 amino acids. Gene Ontology annotation, molecular function: DNA-binding transcription factor activity, RNA polymerase II-specific; RNA polymerase II cis-regulatory region sequence-specific DNA binding.
AGUCAAACCCCACGUAAUUUUUCUCAAAUCUAUGAAGCAAAUUAAUUGUGUCAUUGAUGCAGGUAAUAAUAAUGACGUUCUUAUCAAGCAAUAAGGGAUCCUGGUAAAAUCUUCAGAGAAAACUGUCCAUAGGAAAGAGAUCCAUGUUAUUAUAGAACAAAUCAUGUGUUGAUACGUCUUAAAAUAAUGAAAUGGAACAAUUAUAAAAAAGACGACGCAGGAGACGCUCUCAAAAUAAAACGCUUGCAGUUAGAUGUCCCCAGAUUGGUAGUUGUUAUUCAGAAUCAGUGCAAACUUAAUAGGUGUAAGUGAUUGUUUACAUUUAAAAUCAAAUUUGCAUAGAUGGAUCAACGGUUUACGGACACGAUGAAAGAACGGUCACGUAGAUCAAUAAGGAAUAAACGAUACAACAGAAGAGGCUUUUCAGAAGAUAAAAGACCGCCGAAAAGGCUCUUCACUCCCGAAAUCAAGAGGUUUUUGAAAGAUUGGUUGGUGAGGCGAAGAGACAAUCCAUAUCCAAAUCGAGACGAGAAGAAAACUUUGGCUGUUCAAACUGGUCUAACAUACAUUCAGGUCUGCAACUGGUUUGCGAAUUGGAGGCGGAAGCUCAAAAAUUCUGGUUCCGAACCACAGAGAAAAUCCUGGGGUUACUUAAUAAAAUCCUACAACAGGCAAGUUCAAGGAAACGUUGAGCACUUCAGCAUUUGUUCCGAGGACAGUAUUUGGGAAGAACCGGAACUGACUGCCAACAAAGAUCUCCAGAAGUACGAUGUGAAUCAACUAGUGUCUGAAAUAAAUGCGGUAAAUUUUAAAUCUUACACCGAUAAAAAGAGUCAGUUACUUUUCGACCAAAUACAAUUGCACAAUAAUAAUUGCCUAUCAUACGAAGAAGAGGAGAGGUACAACCCAUUCGCGCAAAACACUAACAAAUACAAGAAUCAUAUAAUAGAAAAGUACCUGCGCGAUUGUCAAAAGCCUGACAAUUACGGGGAGGGUUUCCUAGAAGACGAUGUUAAUAAGCCCUCCAUGAUUUCCAGGUGGUUGGAAAGCGCCGAAAAUUUUAAACCUAGCGAGAACAAUUACUUAAAUUGGACGCUCAUGAAUUCACAAAGGAGAAAAACGAAAAAGAGCGCAAAAAGUGAAGAGACCCACGACAAGGAAGAGCUGGAUGCCGCAGAGGCGCUAACCAGUUUGGCCAACGCCAACAACUAAAGCAUGUGAUAGAAGGAACGUCAUCACAGGAUUUUAUUGUGAUAUUGACUUUAGUUUCAGUGAUUUUAUAAGGUAUGAGUGAAAUGGAUGGAACACUAAACAUGAAUUGGUACUAGCACAGAUAUACUUCUCUGUGGUACUAGUGAUACUAGACUAUUAGUGUAGUUUUCAGCACAUUCUUUAAAAUUGUUGUGAAGAUGUACAAAAUUGAACAUAAAAUAAGUUUUGCUAAUAGACAAUUUUGACCACUUGGUUAUAGUUAGAUUUUCUUCUGGUGGUUGUGACUAUUAGAUUGGUCUGAGAGGCUGAGUUACUUUCGCAUAUUUUGUUGUUAGUGAUACUUGCAUUCAACCGUUGAUAACUAUGCUGAUAGCAGAUUCCUUUAAUAAAUGGUGAUGCAAAUUUGUCUUUUAUGAAUGGAAUGAUGAUUUUCUUACUCCAGUAUGUUAAAUGUAAUUCAAUAAAGGUGGGCUUCGCAGCUCAAUAGGACAAUGACUCGUGUACUUCCAUCUCAAUGUGAAUUCCACCAUAGUCUUGAUUGUCUGUAACUCUCGACACUUGAUUAAGUUUUGAACCAAUUAUUUAAAAAAAUGUUUGCUUUCUUUAC